Molecule: messenger RNA, 582 nt
Organism: Fibroporia radiculosa
Lineage: Eukaryota; Fungi; Basidiomycota; Agaricomycetes; Polyporales; Fibroporiaceae
Exons: 5
Coding region: 1-582 (193 amino acids)
Biological process (GO): vesicle fusion; vesicle-mediated transport
Cellular component (GO): plasma membrane; SNARE complex
Molecular function (GO): syntaxin binding; SNAP receptor activity
Source: RefSeq, a predicted model, not a curated record
AUGUGGCGCUGCGGAGAGCGUGAUGUUGGUCGUGUUUGGCCGGCAACAGCUGCCGUCACGACUGAGCCUGCCGGACUCCCUCCACGACCACGACACCCACGACUGCGACGCUCUCCUCCUACCUUGACAUCGUUUGAUACGCCAUGUCAGUCAUUCUAUCCCCGGACUCUUCGCUUCCAGUCUAACUGUCGGGUCGUUGCCUUCCGCGCUGUCCCUUACGAUGCGUAUCUUAGGUCCGAGCCUUAUGAUCCCUAUCUUCCCCGCGGCGGCUCCUCGUCCAAUCCCUCCGGACCUUCCGGGGGAAAUGCCAAAACUGCGGCCAUUCAACAACAGAUUGAUGACACCGUCGGGAUCAUGAGGGAGAACAUAACGAAAGUGGCAGAGCGAGGAGAGAGGUUGGACCAAUUGCAAGAUAAGACAGACAAUUUGGCUGUCUCUGCGCAAGGUUUCCGCCGUGGUGCGAAUCGUGUCCGGAAGAACAUGUGGUGGAAGGACAUGAAGAUGCGCAUCAUCAUUGGUGUCGCCAUUGCGAUUAUCAUUGUAAUCAUUGUCGUUUCGAUUGUUAAAGCGACACACCAUUGA